AUGGCCAAUAAGUUCUCUGCAGUGCUCACUGCGAAGCAAGAACGGCAAGCCGGUGUGAGCAGCGCAAAUAUAUGGUAUACCAGUGGCAACAGUGGUAAAGAUCUCUGGAAGCUCAAGGCGAACAACCCCGAGCUCUUUGCAAAGCAGGGUGCUGGAGAUGCAGUGCCGUCUGGCUUCGAAGAAACGGACAAGGCUGGCUGGUACUACAACCGGGCCGACAAAAUCUUCUGGGUGCAGAGCACGAGACAGUUGUUGUGGUUUGACGAAGAAACUGGCGAGCACAAGGAGCUCUAUGAAGGUCAGGCACUUCCGCUUGUUUUCGGCGGCGGAGCUGCCUCCAGCUCAGAGGCCAGCGCUGCCAGCGGCACCAGCGGCGCCAGCGGCGCGAAGAAUGCCAAAACCGUUGUGAUUCCCGAUCUUCACCGCGUCGCCUCUGCCUUGAAGACGGACUUUGCGCACAUCGACAAGCCUGCUGCCAUGCUCGGCGUUUUUGGAGGUGGUGAGAUGACGGCUAGAGCCUUCCCAGAAAAACUGGUGAAGCGGCUCGGUGCCUCACGAAGUUGCUGGUCGGAGGAGAAGCUUCGCACUGCAGUGGAGAGUGUGCUGCAAGAAACCGCUGGGGCCAGCCCAGUGUCAGUGGUUGUCAUCAUUGGCUGCAGGGCGACAGCUGUUACUACCGAAGGAGCUGCAUUUCGUCUGACGAUGCGUCCGCAGGGCAACUCCCUGCCACCACCUUCUUCGACGGCUUCUUCCGCCAGUUCGUCAAACGCGAGUCUGUCGUUGAAAGACGGGCACUGUCUCUAUGCUGCUUGCAGCCUGGGUGGCCAGGGCAAAGGCCUCCUGGGGGAAGAGGCCUUUGAGUCUUCCCUGGCAUCUCAGCUCGUCAAGGGCUGGGCACGGACAGGCUCCAUAACACUGCUGCGGUCAGCAAGGCAGUCAGGGCUCACCGAACCCUUGGCCGUUGUGUGUGCGCGCCUGGUGCCCACAGAGGGCACGCGCGAUGCCCAGUCAGGCGAGUUGCCUGCUAAGCGGCUGAAGGCUGCCUCAACAAGCCCUAUCUUCACUGCUGGUACAACGGGCGCAUCUGGACAAAAUGGUGGCAAAGCUGACCAAGUGCGGCUACGACAGAUUCUGCUCAGAGUAGCUGCUUCUGGCCCACCUGUCAUGGAUCCUGUUCGACGGAAGCAGGUGAAACGCUCGCAAGAAGAAGCCGAAGCGGACAUGCUACAGAUAUUGCAAAACCUGGAGGCCGACAGUAUGAAGAGCUUUCAGAAGGUGUGCCGAGAGAGAUCUGAAUGCCAAUCAGCUCUGAAAGGGGGGGAGCUUGCUGGCGACAUGGGCUGGCUGGAUCGUGUCAAAGGUGUUGGCAUCCAGCAAGACCGUGCGAAGCAAGGUGUGCGGCCGCAAGUUCCAGCGGCAGUGCUGAAAGCAGCCUUUGAGCUGGCGGUCGGCGAGGUGCACGAUCUGGUGACGACAGAAGUUGGUGUGCACCUUCUGCAGCGAACUGCCUAG
This is a messenger RNA of Symbiodinium natans, 1512 nucleotides long. NCBI's taxonomy places the organism in Eukaryota, Dinophyceae, Suessiales, Symbiodiniaceae. The record is from the annotation of a GenBank genome assembly.